AUGCGGACUGGUGAAAGCCUUUGGGAAGCCAGCUCGCCGACAAGUUUUCUUAUGACCAAGGCCAAGACCAGGAUAGAGACCUGGAACACCAGAACCCUGUAUGAGAAUGGCAAGUCAGCAAAAGUGGCCAGCGAGAUGAGAAGAUACAACAUCAAGGUUCUCGGACUAUAUGAGACCCGAUGGAAUGGAAGCGGCCAGACCAGACUGUCUUCAGGUGAAACCAUCGUUUACUCCGGACAUGAAGACGUGGAUCACGACCACACCCAAGGAGUCACGCUAAUACUGGCGUCAGAGGCUACAAGAGCAAUGAUGGCAUGGGAACCCGUCUCAGCAAGACUUAUGUCAGCAAGAUUUAACUCUAAGGGCAGGAAGAUAACCAUCAUCCAAUGCUAUACUAAGGUGGGAGACGACAACACAGACAGAGAACUCAUCAUGGGCAGACAUGGCGUAGGCACCUGCAACGAAAACGGAGAGCUGUUUAUAGACUGCUGUUCUUUCAACGACCUAGUUAUAGGUGGCACCAUCUAUCCUCACAGGAAGAUCCACAAGACCACUUGGACACCACCAAAUGGGAAGACGGACAACCAGAUCGACCACUUCACCAUUGAUCGCAAGUGGAGACGAAGUCUGCUGGAUGUCAGAGCAAGGCGCGGCGCCGACGCAGCCUCAGACCAUCAGUUGCUUGUGGCAACACUGAAGACCAAGCUGAUAUCCUCCUGUGACUCUUCAGGCAGACCACACCAUAAAUUUAACAUUCAGUUUUUGAAAGAUGGCAAGAAAAAAGAAGAGUUCAACUGUGAAGUCAGAAACAGUUUUGAGGCGCUGACAGAUCUGGUAGAAGAGACAAUAGAGAACCACUGGGCUGAAUUACAGAAGACCUGGAAGACCGCUUGUACCAAAGUACUGGGGAAGAGGCAGAGAGAGCAGAAGGAGUGGAUGUCGAAAGAAACAUGGGAGAAAAUAGAGAGGAGAAGAAAACUGAAGCAGAAGAUUAAUAGAUGUCAGGACCAACAAGUGAAGGGAGACUUAAGAGCAGAGUACUGGGAAACAAACCGAGAAUUGAAAAGAAUUGCAAGACACGACAAGAGACAAUGCAUACAAGGUUUGACAGAGGAGGCAGAAGCUGCAGCUAGUCAGAAUAACAUGAAGAGACUCUAUGAAAUCACGCGUGCCUUGUCAAGGAAGAGCUUCAACCUAAGAAAGCCAGUCAAGGACAAACAGGGAAGAACCAUCACAAGUGAUGUAGAACAGAGAGCACAGUGGGUAGAGCAUUUUGAGGAGAUUUUGAACCGACCACCACCACCAGCUCCUCCUGACAUACCACCAGCAGAGGAGCCCUACAUGUCAAAACCAACCCACCAACCAAGGCAGAAAUCAUCAAAGCCAUCAAGUCCUUGA
Molecule: messenger RNA, 1398 nt
Organism: Limulus polyphemus (Atlantic horseshoe crab)
Lineage: Eukaryota; Metazoa; Arthropoda; Merostomata; Xiphosura; Limulidae
Product: craniofacial development protein 2-like
Exons: 1
Coding region: 1-1398 (465 amino acids)
Source: RefSeq, a predicted model, not a curated record